AUGCCCUGUGAAAUGACAGAUGCCAUAUUCGACAGGCAGGUGCGUCUGUUUGGGACUGAGACACAAGAGAGGAUUGGUGGCACCACAGUGGUCGUAGCAGGAAGAGCAAACAAGAUCAGUGCUGAGAUCGUGAAGAAUGUGGUGCUGCUGGGAGUGUACGAGGUCAGGACGACUGAGGAGAUUGCAUUGGAGGCAGAGAGGCUGAUUAAGGGCGACCUUGGAACAAUAAACGAAAGAGUGAAGAUAAACAGGAAAUUACGAAAUGACUCAAUUGGAAGGAUGGGCCAUGGUUACGGAAUUGUAGGAAGACUCCUUGACUAUUUCAGGGGUGAAUCCAAGAAUGAUAAAAGUAGCCUGUUUUAUUUUCUGAUUGAUCAGGAUCAUUCUGGAUUGGAUGUUGGAUACUAUUUCGUAUGCUCAGGAUGCAGAACAGCAGUAAAGAACAGCUGUGUGCACCAGUGCAUUCGCAAGGAAGGGGCAGGAGUAGACAAUCGCAUGCUUGAGCUGGCUAAGGACCUCUACGUUGGUGCCACUGUUGUACAGGAAUUCAUCAAAAUUGUGGAUGGGAAACCAGAGACAGCAGCAGCCACAUUUUCAGCCGAUGGCCUAUGA
This is a messenger RNA of Enterospora canceri, 612 nucleotides long. The record is from the annotation of a GenBank genome assembly. NCBI's taxonomy places the organism in Eukaryota, Fungi, Microsporidia, Enterocytozoonidae.